Penicillium roqueforti is the source of this 642-nucleotide messenger RNA. RefSeq lists its product as uncharacterized. The record is from RefSeq and is a predicted model, not a curated record. NCBI's taxonomy places the organism in Eukaryota, Fungi, Ascomycota, Eurotiomycetes, Eurotiales, Aspergillaceae. The transcript has 4 exons. The coding region runs from base 1 to 642 and encodes 213 amino acids.
AUGAACUUCGACCAAAUCGACACUAUGCGGCAGAUUUUACAGCAGACGAGCGUCUUUCCUCCGCCGGGGACUCCCAUCAAGACAAGGGGUCUCAGAGAAGUGUGCGAGGUCGACGGCCGCACAUUCUUUAGGAAGCGGGGUGCGCAGGAUUGGACUGAGGACACUUCCAACCCCGAGGAGUUGAAGCCACCGGCCGAAAAUCCCCAUCUCUAUCUCUAUCUCGUCCAAGAAGAACAAGCCCCCGGAGAGCCCAACCAUUGGGCACUCUUCCUUGCCGACGAAAACGAGCCGGACUACGGAUAUGUGUACCAAGUCACGGGGGAUGCACAGGAUAUGAAGUACGACCCGUCGACUGAUAAGAUCAAUGUCGUUGACGCUGGCUUCACUGCCAACAUCUACACCCUGGCUGUUGUGUCGGAAGACCAGGCCAGAGUAGCCAAGCUGGUGAAACAGGCUGCGGAGGAGGAGCUUCCUCCCCAAGCGGAGAAUCGGAAAUCUGUUACGGAGAAUUGCCAGGGGUGGACUGUGCGUGUGAUCGCUAGACUGGUUAAGGAGAAGAUUGUUAUGCCUCAAAAGCUUGAAGUGGCAAGGUCCCUGAUGCAGCCUGUACAACUAUUUAAAACAUUCAUCCAAGAAAAGUGA